CAGCUCUGCUCCUAUUGGACGAAGGUGAAGUCAGCUGCUGCAGCUAGGAUGCACGUGCUGCUCCGCGCAUUUGAAGAUCAAGAUGGCAGCCUCCGUAUGUCGGUGCUACGAGCUGGUUGGCAGACGUGCCUUGGCCCUCUGCUCGCGGCCUCUAGUCUCCUCAGCAUGGAGAGGAGAGAGGUUGGAUGGGAGCCCAGCGGCAGCUGUGCAGGUGCGAUAUGCUUCAGGACGUAAAGGUUUCCUGGGAGAGUUUGUGGAAAACCUGCGUCAGGAGUUUAGUAAGGAUCAGGAGAUGAAAGACAACAUAAAGAAGUUCAGAGAAGAGGCCAAGAAGCUUGAGGAGUCUGAUGCUCUCCAACAAGCCCGCAGGAAAUAUAAAUCUAUAGAGGCUGAGACAGUGAAGACUUCAGAGAUACUUAAGAAGACCUUUGGCUCCCUGUCAGACACCGUCAAGGGGGGUCUUGAGGAGGUGAGUCGCACUGACAUCGGGAAGAAGAUCAAGGAAGGUGUGGAGGAGGCAGCCAGGACAGCCAUCCACUCUGCUGAGUCUGUGUCCAAAGGAGGAGAAAAACUGGGCCGAACCAGCGCAUUCAAGGCCAUCUCACAGAGCGUGGAGACCAUGAAGAAGGAGAUUGAUGUUGGUGAGUCCGGCCCUUACAGAGCUCCCUCUCAGCUAAGGAAGCGAAGCGAUUUCUCCUCCAAAGGAGCUGACAGUGACUCCAGAGUGUUCGAGGCCAACGAAGAGGCUAUGGGCGUCGUUCUCCACAAAGAUUCAAAGUGGUUCCAGCAGUGGAAGGACUUCAAGGACAAUAACGUAGUUUUUAACAGGUUCUUUGAGAUGAAGAUGAAAUAUGAUGAAAGUGACAACGCCCUCAUCAGAGCGUCCAGAGCUGUGACUGACAGAGUCACUGACUUCCUCGGUGGUCUUUUCUCUAAGACAGAAAUGUCCGAGGUGCUGACAGAGAUCGUGAAGGCAGACCCCACCUUUGACAAAGACUCUUUUCUCAAACAGUGUGAGAAAGACAUCAUCCCUAACAUACUGGAGGCUAUGAUCAGAGGAGAGCUGGAUGUAUUGAAAGACUGGUGCUAUGAAGCUACAUACAGUCAGCUUGCUCACCCCAUCCAGCAGGCCAGAGCGCUGGGGCUGCUCUUCCAGUCCAAAAUCCUUGACAUUGAUAACAUCGAUCUAGCAAUGGGUAAGAUGAUGGACCAGGGCCCAGUGCUGAUCAUCACCUUCCAGGCUCAGGUCGUCAUGGUAAUCCGCAGCCCCAAAGGAGACAUUGUGGAAGGAGAUCCGGGGAAGGUGAUGAGGAUGAUGUAUGUUUGGGCGUUGUGUCGUGACCAGGAGGAGCUGAACCCCAACGCAGCCUGGAGACUCCUGGACAUCUCCGCCUCCAGCACGGAGCAGGUCCUCUAGGAGGAGGAGGAGGAGGAGGAACACAGGUGAAAAGGUUGAUAUGGGGCACAUAAACUGUGAAGAAGGGCAGAAGAUGCGAGGAUGUGUCUGGAACACCUGCACGUAUUGACUUACACAUGUAUAUACAUUGACUUCUGAUGGCAAAGUGCACCUGUGCUCCUGUGUUUCGCCAGAGACUGUAUUUGCACACACUCACAUUUCCAAUUGCUACCCACAGGAUUUAUGUACAUUUGUAGAUAUUCAUCCACUCUAAGGUAAAUACACAUGAACAUAGAGAUAAUCUACCGACAUGAUGUAUCCAUAGAAUAUAUAUGGUGCGUCCACCAAUAUGUGUGUGUGUAGUCUUUUGCACUGGUUAGCUCAGUGUUUGGAUUUCCAGUUGGAGUGUGCCUAUAGAGCAUUUACAUUCAUGAAUGGAUGGAACGUUUUCACCAACCGGCAAAAAGAGGAGCCUGUGCCAUUUCUCCCAUUGUUUCAUCCAGUGGUGCAGUCCGUCCGUAUCAGCCUGAUGGCUCGAUCCAAGAAGAUUGGUGGGGAAAAAAUGGACAUCACGCCUGUGACUUAACCCAUUGGUCCUGAGACUAAAACUGGGUUUGCAGCUCACCACUUUGACUUUGUCAAACAAUGUAAAGAGGAAAUUAACAUUUUGGCAGUAGCAUGGAGUCUCGUUGCAGCAACCAACACAGCUGAGUGGGCCAGCAUGAGAGGCCUUGUUAAUCAAGGCCAGCAGGUCUGUCCCAUACUUCAAGUUGAAGGGGCACUCCAAUUUUAUGAAUGUAGAUGAGUUUACUUGUCGCAUGGAGUCUACUCAGCACAUGAAAACAGUAUAAUAUUGUCUGUGGGACGGAGGGAGUCCUCUUAAAUCCGAUAAAAUUAUCCAGGUCUCAUCAGAGUUACCUCAGAUUGGCCUUGAGACAAGAUUCAGCUGUGGUGUCUGCUUGGUUCCUGCUGGUUUUCACAUAAAAAAAACUCAAAAAUGAAGUACAUGUACAAAAAGUAAGAUGACGUUUGAACCAUAUAAUAUGAUCUGUGUAGAGGGGGCCGUGCUGUUGCAUGUGCUGUAACAACAAAGAAAAUAUACCCUUGUGUUUGUAUUGGCAUUGACUUACAAAUGCAGCAUAUGUUUUCUCAAGUUGCAGUGCAUCGGGCUCCCAGUCACACCCUCAAUAAGAAGAUAUGUAUCUAUAUCACUUUGCUCUUUGUAAAUGUAUUAACUGUCGAGUACUGCUUCUUUGUAAGCUUGGGUGGGACCACAGUCAAAUAUGUCAUCAUGGCAGCUUUGUUGUUCGAGGAUGAUUCGCCAUCUCAUGUUGCACAUUGUUCAGCUGUGCUAAAAUGUUUGGUUUACUUUUAUGUAUGUGGCUUUUCAAGCGAUGGGUGCUGAAGAAUGAAUAAUUGCAUUCCUGUACUGUUAUGUUGACUCUAUUUAACAUUUAUUCUGUGUGUCCAAGAGGGUCUCCACUCACAUACCACUGAAGAUUGAUCACAUUAUCAUUGUACUGUAACAACCAUACUUGGGAAGAGCAGUUGAGUUUCAGAUGAAUAUGUGACAGUCCGUUUUUGUUGGUAUGACAGUUGUCGUUCAUGGCCAAAGCAUGUGAGGUGAUCUGUUACUAACCAGAGUUCAUGGCUACCCCUGAAUGUCACACCAAACUCCAGUAACAUGUCUAUGUCAUGAGUCCCUGGUGUGUUCUGAUGAUACAAUAUUCAUCACAUGCUUGAUUUUUAGAAACAGCAUUUAGUAGUAAAAAAUUCCCCUGCCUGUUUUUCUUUCACUCCCGGAGGUGAAAAAUAAAACCAUGAAAUUUUCCGAUCUUGUUCUCGUGACCCAGAGGACAAACUCUUUCCAUGUUAAACUUGCGCCACUAUCAGCCAAAAUGCCACCUUUGCACACAAAAUACUGUUUCUCAUUCAAAAUUAAGAUUGCCAAGAUGUUCAAGGGGACGAGUCUUUUUGAUUUGGUGACCAUAUGGCCUUUCUACCAGUGUUCAUUAUGCAACACUUUAACAUUAUGGGUUGUAAUGAACAUUAGACAGCCAUUACAGUCCAGUUGCAGGACUUAACUGUUUUAGUGUUGGUGUCUUAUUGUGUAAAUUAAUUAAAGGCACAAGUGGUCUGGUCCAGCUGUUAAACUGUGUGAGAAUUCUGUACAUGAACAAAUCUGUUAAUGUGUAAAAUGUUUUUCUUUUUGCUCAGAAUAAAGAUAAAUUCUUCAGA
Messenger RNA from Chelmon rostratus (copperband butterflyfish), 3634 nucleotides. Its product is annotated as mitochondrial import inner membrane translocase subunit TIM44-like. Bases 83 to 1417 code for a protein of 444 amino acids. Gene Ontology annotation, molecular function: protein-folding chaperone binding. Gene Ontology annotation, biological process: protein import into mitochondrial matrix. The record is from RefSeq and is a predicted model, not a curated record. Gene Ontology annotation, cellular component: mitochondrial inner membrane. The transcript has 13 exons. Lineage: Eukaryota; Metazoa; Chordata; Actinopteri; Chaetodontiformes; Chaetodontidae.